GAGGUCACAGGGGAGGGUUCUACUCACCGCCAGCUCUGCGAGCAGGUCUCCAGGGAACCGCAGUGGCCCUUCCAGCGUGCCCUGGGGUGGCAGUAACACCGAGCAAUGUCUGAGGACCACCCCGCUGACCGGCGCCCUGGCGACUGGUUUGUUCAUGUUGGAGGGGAGCAGGGCGAGCUGGAAUCAACAACAAGCGCUUCACUAAGACAUGUCCUGAACUCGGCAGCUGCCCAGGGCAAGGAGCAUAGAAUGCCGCUGGAAUACAGAGCUCGAGUGCAGGAAGCAGGAAACAACAAUUUCCCGUUCUCUUCUCAUGACAACAGACAUGACAUAUGCAAUGCAGCUGAGUAUUUUGACUUGGGCAUGGGCCUGAGGAAGUUGGAUCCAGAGAAACAGAAACAGAACUCCCAUAACUUCUUCGAGUGGGCUCGUGCACCAGGCCGGAAGAGCAGCGAAGGCUUUGUAACAGUUUAUCAGACCUCUUUUGUGGCAGAUCAGACCCCUGGAAACGAGAGCCGGUGUUGCAGGCGCUACCCCAAGCACCACACCCAAAACCAGUGCAGUGGCCAAAAACAGUGCUGUGACAAAUCUACUCCUGAGGAUGACAAAGCCGUGUAGCCAUAGAGUCCAUCUUUAUCAGCAGAACACCUUUGGAGCACUGACUGACCAAAUCUCAACUAUUCACUACUCAAAACAAUGAAGGAAUAAACAUUUAUGUAAAGUGCA
Molecule: messenger RNA, 726 nt
Organism: Cyanistes caeruleus (blue tit)
Lineage: Eukaryota; Metazoa; Chordata; Aves; Passeriformes; Paridae
Gene: TEX36
Product: testis expressed 36
Source: RefSeq, a predicted model, not a curated record